UAGUGUAACCUGACAGUUUGAACGAUAUAAAAUCAUAACAAAAAUAAACGUGCGCAUGGAGAGGCAAUAAAAGAGUGUAGAGUGGAGCUUAUUUUAUUUUUAAUAAGCGCUUUAUUACGAUCAAAUAAUGGACACCGAUAAAUUAAAUCACGAGCUUCAAAUCUUCCGUAACCAUGUGAAAAUCGCCCGCGAAAACAUCAUCCACAAGCUGGUUCGGGACAUCAAAUUCUGGAAGGCAAAACAAGAGACCAAUGCGGACAACAAACGUGCCACAAAAAAGAUGGAAUCUCUGGUGGCAUUAAUGGGCCACAUCAAGGCUCAACCGGCUUCGGAGCUGACCAAAGCCAUCAUUCGGUUCAAUCCGAAGAAGACGAAUGGUGCCGGCCAGGACUUGACGGAACGGGCGUUGGCGAGGUUUCACGAAAAUAAGAAGCUGCUACCGGAGGUGAGAGCAUUGAUUCGACGGUUCGGAUUAAACAGUAAAAUGGAAGUGUUGGAUAAGUAUCUAAAAAAGCGAAAAGAUGAUGAGAAGAAGAAGAAGAAGAGUAGAGAUAAGAUCCAAAGCAAGAAGCGGAAGAAGGUCCCAAAUGUGAAGCAGGAUGUGGUGGAACUAGAGUCCGAGGACCAAGGGUUCUGCGAGACUGUGGCAGAAGCUAAUGAGUCGAUGGGAACCGUUUCGGGUUCAGACUCGGAAGACGACAAUGGCAAGGAAAAAGUCGGAUUGUUUGUUAAAGCAACACCAACUAAACAAAAGCAAAAAGUAACGCAGAACAAAACACAAGUCGCCAACAAGAAAGUUAAGCAAGCCAAAAAAGAGCGAAAGGAAAAAAAUAUAUCACCGGAAGAUGAGGACAGUGAGAGUAAAUGUGUACAAGUCCAGGACAAUUUUUUCGUUACAAGUAGCGGUCAAAGUUACGUGGCUACUGCACCGGUUGUGGAUCAAAAACAGCAGCAACAGGAAAAUGAAGAAGAGUUCAGCUGGAAGCGGGCCAAUAAGCGGAAGGAUAAUUCGGGCAAGAAGGAUGAACGUUUCCAGAAGCGACCAUACCGAGAAGAUAUCAACGAGGAUGACGAAGGUCAGUCGUCUUGGAAAUCCAAGCAGCAACAGAAAGGAAUCAAACAAUUUCAAGGUCAGAGCAAACGAUUUGGAGAAAAGAACGAAGAUUUGGACCUUCACCCGUCAUGGGCCGCGAAACAGAAGCAACGCGGCAUUCAAACUUUUGCAGGCAAGAAGACGAAAAUUGAGUCAAACGAAACGGAGACAGUAUCUGCCGCGGAAGAUCUACACCCAUCCUGGGCUGCGAAGCAGAAACAAAAAGGUCUAAAACCAUUCCAGGGAAAGAAAAUUGUAUUCGAUUCCUCUGAGCAAGGGCAGCAAACUCUUGCAGACGAUGUUCAUCCAUCGUGGGCAGCCAAACAGAAACAGCAAGGAAUAAAAGCGUUCCAGGGCAAAAAGGUUAUUUUCGAUACCACUGAGGUCAGAAGUGGUGCAAUGAAUAAUGAUGCAGCACCUGCAGACUUGCAUCCAUCAUGGGCGGCUAAGCAGAAAGAGAAGGGAAUUUUGGAAUUUCGGGGGAAGAAAAUCACUUUCGACGACUAGAACCGCAAUUCUAAAUUAAAGUGCAUUUGUAAAAUAACUUUUUUUUGUGUUCCGUCUAAUUUUUAACUUUAAAUGGAAUAAAUGCGUUGUUAUAGAAUCGUAA
Armigeres subalbatus is the source of this 1703-nucleotide messenger RNA. RefSeq lists its product as uncharacterized. The record is from RefSeq and is a predicted model, not a curated record. Gene Ontology annotation, biological process: maturation of SSU-rRNA. Bases 128 to 1600 code for a protein of 490 amino acids. The transcript is spliced from 3 exons. NCBI's taxonomy places the organism in Eukaryota, Metazoa, Arthropoda, Insecta, Diptera, Culicidae. Gene Ontology annotation, cellular component: nucleus; 90S preribosome.